Molecule: messenger RNA, 19533 nt
Organism: Acomys russatus (golden spiny mouse)
Lineage: Eukaryota; Metazoa; Chordata; Mammalia; Rodentia; Muridae
Gene: Lrtm3
Product: coiled-coil domain containing 168
Source: RefSeq, a predicted model, not a curated record
AUGAGGCUCCAACCCAUUAUGGCAAAAAUAUAUCACUUCUUUAAAAACAAAUUGAAGUCUGUAUUAGAUGAAAAUGCAUUUUUCCCAUUGUGGGACUUUCUAGACUACUGGAUUUUUAACAAUGCUUGGAUACCAAUUCUAUUUACAAUUUUUCUAGGAGUUGUUUUUGAGUUAAUCCUUAUAAGAACUUGUGAAUUCAUUAAGAAGAAGCUUGAGCUAUGGGAAAAUUGUAGUUUGGGUUCUCAGAAGCAGAAUGAAGAUGGUUUCCCAAAAGGCCUGACAUUUGAGAGCUGGUCAAUUACCCACACGUCUACAGAAGAAAGAGUUAAAACCUUGUCAGGAAGAAUAACAACCACUCAGUCAUCCAAUGACUUUGCAUUUCAAGGAAGCCAUUUUUGUGAAAGUCACUCAUCAUCGGGUGGGACCAGGGCAUCUUUGUCAAUGUUUCACAGGAAAAUAAAGAAAUUUUUCAUAAGCCACAGAAUAGAAUUGGAAAGAGAAUAUCAAGCAGUACAAUUUUCCUCCAAAAAUUUAUUUUCAAUAAUGAAAACAAACAGUACAAAAACCAAACCUCCUGAUGAUCUUAGUUUUGAAAACUCUUUUAAAUUUACAAGAGAUAAGGAUCUCGAUGUGACACCAUGCCCUUCUGUGCAUUUACUUCUUUCUAGCAACCAAAUUAAACAUCUGGAAGAAAAUAUAAGAAGAAAAACUCCUGUGAACCCCAGAGCUAUGCUAGUAAGGAAAGGUGAUUAUCUGCACCACAGAUCUCAGGAGCCAUUGAUUCAUAAUCAACAUCCUAAAGAAAUGGUUACUCCUGCUGAAGCACAAGAUACUUUCCUGAACCAAAAUGUUAUUCAGAAUGAAAUGAAUCCUGAACCACAGUUUACUAGCCACAUCCAACAAUUUAUUCAAUCCACAAAGAGUCAGCUUGGAUUUGCUCAGUCUCUAGAUUUUAUGAGAGUGUCAUUUUCUAACAGUACACAAGACUCCUUCCAGACCCAAGAUAUACAUCAUAAAGAAAAGAGCCAACAUUUCAUUCACAUGCCAUGUAUUGUUGAAACACAAGACUUAACCAAGGACAUCGAGUCUGAUGGACAUUUCAGUGAUACCCAAUAUUCCCUUUAUUUUAACGACCCAAACAAGAAUAAAUAUUUAGUCAAAGGGCAAAACAGUGUUUUCCAGAGUGCUGACUUUCUAUCUUUAAGUAAAAAUUCAAUGGCUCUUUCACCUACCAUUAAAAGGCAGAGAAAUAGAAAGAUACCAGACAAUGAAAGAAAACUAAGUCUUAAGGUUCCAUCUCUAAAAGCAAAGAAAAUAUCAUAUUCACAGGUAUUUCCAAUCAUAGUAUGUCACACUUUAGAAAAUAAGAUUGAAUUAAGAUGCAAGAAAAAGAAAAUUAUACAUCAAAGGAAAAUAAUGUCAGAUAUAGCUUUGCAUCUUAUUUCUGUAUCUAAGCUUAUCACUCCCCAUGUUAAGAAGUAUUUCUUAAGCCAUCUACUGAAGGUAACUCCAGACUUAAUAAAAUAUGAACAUUUUCUACAGAAGCAAAAUAGGUCAGAUGCAAAGAAAAUCAACUAUUCAAGUUCUACUAAUAGAGUAAGCUUGGGUAUUAUUGAAAACUUAGAACACUCAUUCAUGGUCAACACUGAUGAACUAGAAGCUCCUUGUUCAUUACCUGAAACAAAUGGAGAGAUUAAGGAGUCUGGUGAGGACUCAGGUCAGCAGACAUUUGACCUGAACCUUCCAAAGCAUGAGGGGCUUUCAGAAUCUUUGCAGAAAGAGGUUUCAUUUCCCAAAAUAGAAUUGAACAGAAGAAUGAAAGUACAGAAGGGAAUACAGCAUAUAGAGAAUGUAGAUGAGCUAAAAGACAGAACAGCAAACACACAAAGGUGCUUUUCAAAAGAAAAAAUGCAGAAAGCCAAAAAUUCAAUAGAAAUCCUUUUCAACUUUUCAGAUAUCAAUUUACUUAUUUCUCUGGUAUCCCCAAAGUAUGAGAAAAAUGAGCUAAAAGACAUAAAUGUUCAAGUGGUUACAGGAAGCACAAAUCUACAGGAACACAAACCAUUAAUGACCAAUAUUACAGGAUAUGGUAAACCAAGUGACAAUGAAAAUCUGGAAUGUGACACUAGAAGCAAUGAAAAAAAUAGACAUCAACAUGAAAAGAUUUCAGAUACCUCUCAAAAGACCAUGCAGGCUACCAUUUUGGAACCCUUUGAUAUGGAACUAUGUAGCAGAUUAGAAUCCAAGGCAGACACAACAAUAAUAAAUUGUAGUCACUCUGCACUAAAGCAAGAGAAACUACUAGGUGAAAAGGAAACAAAGGAAGUAAAGCAUACUGAUAACUCCAUAGGUAGAAAGCCACAAGAGUGUGACAGAAAGAAGGAAAAAAGAGAAACAGCUCCACUGCUGGCAGAAGAUUUUAGAGCAAUUAUAUGUGUGAAGCAAAAGAAAAAAAGUGUUCAAUUUGAAAUGAGACAGAUCCAUUUGGAAAAUAGAAAAAUUCAAAGCAAAGAAAAAGAAGUACAGUCACAGACUAUUUCUACACAGAAGGUAUGGAAAACUAGAUCAUGUCCUCUGAUAGGUCCACUGCAGGAUAAGAAAUUAAAGCAAAGUACAGACAAACCUACAGACAGAGAAGAGAUUGCCGGUCCCAUAUACCCACCUUCACUGCAAGAGAACUUGCCCAUUGGUGAGUAUUUAAUUAAAACGACAGUAUGUGGGGUCCCAUUUAAUGGAAAGCCCACAAAGACAUUGGGUGGUCACAGUACAGAAGACAGAGAAGACAGAGAAGACUUGAAAAAGGACUUAUGUGCAGUUGCCACAAGACCUUUCAAAAUCAAGAAAAAAACACCAGGAACAAAAAAUCCACUGGAGGAGAUUAAAAUGGAGAAAGAAAUGCUUCAAGCAGAACCUUUCAGAGAAGCAGUUAAAGAGGUAGUUGACUCACUGAGACUGGAUUCGUUUUCGGGUGCAAAUGUGAAGAACAGCACCUCUACAGAAACAGAGCUCCAAGGUUCUGUAGGGUUAGAGUUGUGUCCUCCAACAUUAGAAAACAUAACAGUGGGAGACUUUCUGAGCCAAUCAGGAAAGAGUAAUGUUCUAAAUACUAGGAAAGAUACAAGGGAAACUCAUUGUGGUUUUCCCCAGAAACCUUUCUUGUGGUCUUUACAUUACUGCAUGCCUGUUUUGACUUAUUCUAAAAAAAAGAAAGGCAAAACAAAAUUCACAAAUAUAAGAACAGUGAAGCUCAAUAUGAAUAAGGUGAAACCACCAGCUUCAAAAACAUUCAGUAUCACAGGCAAUAAAAAGAAGACAAAAUUGGCCAUCAAGGCCAAAUUUAAAAAGAUAAAUCAAGCUAAAGCAUUUUUAUCUGAAGGUCAAAACACUGUUUGCUUAUCUAUCCAAAGCAGAUUGCAGGGGGUAUUCUGUCACGCUCAACUAAAGCAAAGAGAACUAGCAAAGAAAACAUGUGUUGAUUAUGUUGCUGAAAGUAAUGCUUUCUAUGAUAGAGAGAAAAACCUUCAAGAAGAGAAACAAAUCCCUUUGGUACAGGUAGCACUUCAGCAUGGCCAAUGCCUGUGGGCUGAUGCAGAUCAAAGCAAGGAAGCUAUCUGCAAUGAGCCAGAUCCAUCGCCUGUUUCUUUACAUCAAGAACAACCUGUUAACAGUCAGAGUGUAAAGGCAAAAAAAGAUUCUCUGCCAAGCACUUUGGAGGCCAGCCUACAAAUGGAUCCCAUAGUAUCUAAAGGAUUACAGAAAGCUAGCAAAACAGAAAAUGGUAUAAACUUCUCUGUGGUUCCUAAAAUUUUAUCUCCUGAAACAGGAAACUCUUCACCUGGUGAAUUUAUAAAUGUGACAGAUGAUGAAAACUCUGAAAAAGAACUAGAUUCAUAUCCUGUAGAAAAAGACUCAGAGACAUCAACAAAUCUGCAGGUGACAUUCCUGCAGUCUUCUGAUUCUGUUACAAAAUCCUUUGUUUCUAGACUGAAAAGGAAAAAAACAGCACCAAGUUCAAAGAAGCAGAUACCAGUGAGUCAGAGACAAAGAGCAAUGAGGAAAAUACCAUCACAGACAGUUAACUUCAGGUACAGCAAAAACAUAAGAUGCAACAAAGAAGUGAAAGAUUCACAGCAAAAGGGUAACAUAGCUGGUAUCUGUCUCAGUGUCAUUCACUCCAAGGUACUUAUUUUGCCUAAAAAACACAUUAGAAAUUCAAAACCAUGGACAGAUAAACAGAGAAUAAGAAGACUUGGUUAUAUGCAACUAAUGCAAGAGAAUUCAUCAAAUGGAAGAAAUAUGAACUGUCCAGGUUCUGCUGAUGCAAGUAGUUUCUUUAGAAUGAAGAAGUAUAAAGAGGAAAGAAAAGAGAAACCAGAAAAUAGCCCUGGCCAUAUAUUUGAUAUGUAUCAAGAAAAAGACCAUAACCUUGUUAGUUCGGACAAACAACUGAACCCACUAGGGAGAACAACCACUCAGGUAAAACCACAAACACCUACAGAAACGAUUUCAUGUUCCACAACAGGUCCUCUCCUAGGUGAAUUUCAAUCAGAAAUUCUAGAGGGCUGUUUCAGCAUGUUCCCUCUGAAGUUUGGGGAAGUCAAAGACAAUGCAUUAUCUGGAAGAAAAUGUGAUCUAUCUAAUGAAAGACGACACAAGAAACAGGCUGAAGACAGUGAAAAGGAAGAAAAGGAACUAUUAGUCUCAUACUCUAAUCCAAAUCAUUGUGGGGAAAUUAAAUGUGACUUGAUCAAAAUGAAAGGCAUGAAUCAGGAGAAAAAAGUUGCAAAUGAAACUUUCUCUUUGUCAAAUGUUGCACUGGAUGUUAAGAUGAACUACAAAAUAGCAACAGGAAAACACUCACCAAAGGAAAAAACACCCCAUUCUACACAAAUGAAGCCAGAGAUAGUGUACCAUGAAGAGAUGGCUGCUUCAGAUGCCUUCAAAGAAAUUUAUAUUCAGGAUAAAGAAGAAAAGGAGAAUAAUGGUAAUGACACACUAUUAAAGUCACCCCCACAGAAUAGCCAGCAUUUUAUAUUUUGUCCACAUCAAAGCAGGGAUCCAACAUCUCAAAAAUUAGGAAAACAAGGAAGGAGGAACGUUCUGUUCAUUGAGGAACAAGAUCUGACACAGCAGAAUCAGUCAGCAAAUACAACUCAAAGAGACUAUGACAUGUAUACAUCAGGUUCAAAGCUUGUUCCCUUAAAAUCACAAGAACCACAAAUAGAUAAAACUAAGACUAACAGAACAAUAUAUGACAGCCCAGCUGAUGAUAUUCAUGCACAGGAAGUGAAUAGUUGGAAUAGAUUGGAAAAAGAAAGGCUCAAAAAUGAUCUACAAGUAACCAUCCCAGAGUCUUUGACUAUCUCAAUCCCCAAUGUACCAAGAUCUAAAAGGCAGAGCAGGGUGUCUGUAAGCAAAGCUUUACAAGGUAAAAUGUGUUCAACUUGUGUAACUAUGAAAGGAAGAAAAACUUCUGUUUCAAAUGUAUUGACUAUUCCACAAGGUAGUCAUAGAAAAAACCUACUUCUGAAAACCUUGAAAUCACAGGUUUCUGAAUUAUUAAUAAAUUCUUGUGUCUUACCUGAUAAUCUUAAUGUAAUCAAAUUGAAAGACCCAACAGCAGAGAAAAAUAAAAGAUUGUUAACCCAGGAAUUGGAAGCACCAAUGACUUUGGCUUUCUCCACAUCUAUAUCUAAAGAGAGAGAGAAUUUAAAACUCAUGGAAAAUGGGGGUGAAAUGAGUACUAACUAUCUUACUGUUAAAGCAAAUAAGUCAGCAAUCUGUCAGACACUUAUUACCUUGGGUGUUGGAACACCAAAGCAAAGUAAAACCUUGUCAGGUUCGUCCUUAAAUGCCACCUUCUUUUCUCAUAUGCCCGUGUCUCUUGAUGUUAACACAAGUAAUGGAAUAAAAGAUAAAGAUACAAUGUGCACAAUGGGAUUUAGUAGUGAGCUUUAUGGCCAGUCAGUACAUGAAGAAAGAGCUUGCAGUACACACUACGCCAACAAGGACACUAUGUCAAAUGGCACCAAACACUUAAAAGGUCAAGGUGAUGAAGAGGACUCAUUGACUUCCCAAGAUUUCAGUUUUAGUUCCCAGAACAAAGCAAGGCCUAAUUCUGUGCAAUCUGUUUUACAACUGACUAAUUCAGCAACAUGUCCAGAAUUAGAGAGAGCUCUAUAUGAGCAAGCACAGCUAGUCAAUAUGAAUAACCUUCAAAGCAGCAUGGUAGGUGUAAUGUCUCCACUUCUAAAUACAGAGGAAUCUCAGACUGGCCACAUACCAUAUAACAAUACCUGGGAUGGAAAUUCCAGGAGAAAAUGUGACUAUUAUGUUUCUGGACAAAAAGCAUGGACUAAAAAGGACUUUACAGCUCUGGAACCUUUACAAGAACCCAGCCCUAUGUCAUCUGAAUACAAAUGUGAUAGCUGCACAUUAGAGUUUCUAAGCAAAAGAGAUGUGAGUCCCAGGGCAAGACAAGCUUCAAAGUUGCUUAAAAUUUCAAGACAUUACACAGGAGUGCACAGGAAGAAAAGGCACUAUAAUCAUAAACACCAGUUGAGAAAGGUGGGAUGUGUGAAAGAGGAACCACUUCAUGCUGCUGGAGAUACUGUGAAUUGUCCACUCAAGUUCAUGGUUGAUGAACCAUCACUUGAUAGAGCAGCAAGGGCUGAUUUGUAUAGCAGAAUGCCUCAAAAAUCUUUGGCAGAGGGAAAGGCAGAGUUACAAGCAAACUUAGCCACAACUUUCAUGGGACCUUACAAUUUUUUCAUACCCUUUUUGUUAGACUUUAAAAGGCAAAUAAACAAAGUAAAAUUGUCAGAAAAUGGAAUUAUGUUGAAUCAGAAAAAGAAGCCACCAAUUUCAAAGAUAAUUAAAACAAAUGGAUACUUUAUUACAAACCAUAAGAAAUUUAAAUUAAGAGAAAAAAUGAAAGCCAUAUGGCUCAGUGAAAAAAAUGAUAUACUUCAAAGCACUAUUCAUUUCAUAUCAACUACCUCUAAUGGGAAAAACAAAUUCAAAUCAGAGGUAGAUUUGGGAAUAUCAAAGUUUACCCAAACACAGCCAACACAUGAGGCGUCACCAGGUGAAGGUAUAGCAGAGUUGACAAAGAUGGCUGACAAAGGUGGUUCAAACAUGCAAGUAAGCCUGGGAAAUGCAUUCUCAAAUGUGGAGAAAUCACACAAUUGUUUAGAAAUCAGUGAGCCAGCCAAUAAUACUACUAAACAUGGUGAAAAGGAAACUGGUCAGUCAUCAGUUAUAAAAGAAAAGUGUCCAUUUUAUUUGCCAGCAAUAGUCACUUCCAUUGCCAGGCAUUUAGUUGCUUCCACAGAAGUACCUCACCUGUCAGCUCAGAAAGGUAUACCUUCACAGCUACUGAAGUCAACAAAGUCACAGUCACCUCAUGGUGGAGGCCAGGCUACUGUAAACAUAACUGAGACACAGGACUUUAGAACCCGAGAGAUAAAAGAUAAUGAUGAGGUAAAUACAGAUAUAAAAUCCAUGUACACGUGUACACCAACUCAAGGAAAUUGUCUUUUGCAAAAGGACAAAGAAAAAGUGAAAAGGAGUGUCCAGCCAUUUGGAACAAAUCAAAAGAGACAACUUGAUCCUUUGAAUCUGAAAGUAUUUUCAGCUAACACAGUGCACCACAAGGACAUCAUGCUUCAGAAAACAGCUAUUUAUUUAAUAGAUCAAGAAGGAAAUACAAAAGUUGGAGAAGACUUUAGUCAAGAGGUUGUUCUUUCUUCUAAUGUACAUACUCUUCAAACUGAAAGGCAGAACAACGAAUUUAAAACAGGUUGGAAAACAAAGUUCAAGUCUUUUGCCCUGGCAAAGAAACAGGAAAAGCCUGCUAUCUCAAGACCAUUAUGGAGUUCUUAUGCCAGUGACCCUACCUAUCCUGAAACUGUAAGACAGAAAGAUAAGGCAAAAAUAUCAAAUGUGAAAAGUGCUAUGUGUACCAAACAAAUAAAGCUGAAGGCAAAGAAAAUACCAGUUUCUCUACUUCUUGGACAUGGGGACAGAAGCAAUGAGAGAAAACUGAGACACAGUCUGCAGCACCAGAACAAAUUGGAGCUGAGAAGAAAUGUACAAAACCUAGUGAUAGAAGCUAAUUUUGAUUUAGGGUGCUUUACAUCCCCAGUUCAAAAGCUUACCAGAGUAAAACUGGAGAGAGACAAGAUGAAAGAGAAAGAAAACACUCUUCCCCAGACAUUUCUGGAGAACCCAUCUAGCCCAAAGCAAGCUGCAUGGUCAGGAUGCAAUGGUGUACCUAGAGAGCUAGAAGAAAAUGUUAAAGGAGCCCAUGACCACCGCACUCUCAAGGACCUUCACCAGCAAUGUAUGCAACAAUUUCGGGUUAAGUCAAAACACACUUGUAAGCUAGAAGAUUUACAAAGAAAGAUGUACUCUGAGUUAACAUCCCAGAAAGAGGAAACUGAUGACCUUGGGCUAGAUACCUCAAGAACUAAAGGAGGAACAAAUGUCUACCAUGACCCACAAGACAUCAAACCAUUAGGUCGACCGAAGAUAAAGGGACUGCAAGUAAUAGAUAAGCCAUUAGAUUCAAAGGAAUCAUUGGUUAUUCCUGGGCUUACGGUACAGCAACAAAGUCUUUUCACAGAUUCUCUCCUGGGGUCUAUUUCCUCUCCUGCAACACAUCAGUCCCAUACUGAAGAUCCAAAAGAAGACAUGAAAACAUGUGGGAAAAACGUGAAGAAUUCAACUCAACAGCUGAAGAAACUCUCAAAUAAAGAAUAUAUUUCAGAAAUAGGUUACAUGCCAGAAAGUAUUGAAAAACUACUCUUGCUUAUUAAAGAACAGGAAAAGAGAAGGAAAAAAAGUGGAGGGGGUAAAAAAAUUGAAAUAACAGAAGACAUAAAAAUGAGAGCACAAUUUAGCAACACAAUAAAGAAGAAUGGUAUGUUCAGGCAAAGAUAUGGGACAGAGCCAAAAAGUAUGGCCACAUUGUGGAGACAGCAAAAGGGUGUACAAGAGAUCAGUCUAGACUAUGUUUAUACAUAUAAGCUUAUAAACAAAAGAACAUCUUUCAUACAAAGUGUCCUGUAUCACAAAAAAAUGAAAAUGAAGGUGAGGAAGACAACUUCUGGAAGGUUGCUUAACAUUACUGCGUAUAUAACCCAUAGCUACAGAAAGGAGCUAAGACAUAGCAUUAAGACACAGAAGGAGCUGCUCCAAGGGAAAACUGUGGAAUAUUUACUUUGGAAGGGUUUUUGUGCUUCUGGCUAUAUUGCAUCUAAAGUAAAAAACCUUAUGGAAGUAAACAAGAAGAAAGACACACCACAAAGACCAUAUAUUCCUCCACAGAUAAAUAUGAAGAAAAUGAAUGAAACUAAAAUGUUGUCUGUGUCGCCUCUUGAUGAUUCAAUAUCAAGCACUAUCAGAAAAUCAACACAACAUACUAUAAAGCAAAAAGAACAUCAAAUUGUUUUACUAGAUAUUAUCUCACAAAAUAAAGAUCAGUUAAUGACUGGCCAGCGGGUGGAGGAUAUGAGAUAUAUCAAUGUCCAUGGCCAUUUGGAAAAAGAAGCAUACCGUAUCAUGUUUCCAGACACUGGAGAAACUGAUUACAGUAGGAUUGAGGCCCAAAGGCACAGAGCAGGUACAGAAUUUGAAUUCUUCACUGCGCAAAGAAUAAAGCAAGGAGUUGUUAAGGACUCCAUCAAACAUGCAUUUUCAGUUCCACUCAGAAGAGGAGGACCCAUGAAGAUGAAUACUUCGAGUUCCAAAGGACAUGGUAUAUACUUCAUGGAGCUGGAUACUUUCCAGAAAAAGACAUUCAAGAAGCAAGAACUUCUUAAACAAGAAAGUAUUUCCUCCAGGGUAAGCUUGGGAACUGUUGCUUGCCCAGUUAGGGAGUCCUUUGACUGGGAAAACACUAAGGUACCUAAGGAAGUGGGAAUGUAUCAAAGCAUAAAAAAUAUUUCCCAUCUAUCUGGAAGAGAAGGAUUAAGGAAAACUGACACAGAACUAGAUUCCAAAGCACAGGCAUCUCUUUGCACAGAUCUACAUGACUGCCACAAGACAGGUACAGCUCAGAAAGACUAUAUAAAGUCAAGUAACAGGGCUAGAAUUGGUUUGAAUUCUGUACUUUGCCACAAGAGGGCUCCUCUCCACUUAACACCAGGCUUGAGGACAGCGAGGAAAGACAGUGGUUACAAUGAUGUAGGUGCCAAAAGGGAUCUCAAGGGAGAAGAGGCAAAGCCAUCUGACAGUCAAUUAAAAUUAAAUAAAAAGAAAGUGGACAUUUCUAAAAACUUGAGGGCAAAACAAGUGGCCAUUUUCACUCAGAAUAAAGAAAAAAUUCUGGAUUAUUUUUUAUUUUGUGUAUUACAACAACUUCAGGCUGAAAAUACACAGAAACAAAUCUCUGCCAAAGCCGCUCUAAAUUCAAAAGUUAUUAACACAGAGAUAGAAAAAGCUUCAAGUGCAGUUAACAUUCUAAGAAAUCAAUCUCCACAUUCAGAAGGAGUUAACCUGCAUGCUAAAGGAGGAACAGAUUGCCAAGAGAGUGCAUGGGAGGCUUUCCCAGUGUCUAACCCUCACCCUUUGGUGGAUACACAUAGGAUUACAUCACUGCAGGUAAAGAAAGCUUUAAAAGCAGUAGAUAAUCACACUUUAAAUACAGAAAAUAGAGAAGGAAAAAAAAGGAUAAAAGAACAAAACCAGCACCACCUGCCAGUAUCCCCCAAGAAUUUGGAGGACCAUUUAUUAUGCUUCCAAAACUAUUCUCAUGUCCAGCUACAACUAGAGCCUCAGACAAAGGGAGCAUUGUCAGAGAUAGGCAAUGUGUCAAACAUGACAAAGGGAAUAGACUUGUCAUCUAAAGAGCAACAAAGUAUUGGGUAUGAAUGUAGACGAGGGUGGAUUUUCCCCUCAGUUAGUCCAAAGCAAACAAAAGAACAAGAUACUGUGUUGCCUUCAGAGUCAGACAAGAAAACUAUAAAAUGCCCACGCCUUUUGUUGUCUAAAAGAAAGCAGUCAUCUGAUGUAGUACAGAUAAGUAAGCCAGUGUCAAAUGAUAGUUCCUCUAUGCUAAGAGCUCUGAAAAAGGAACUGUCAAAUAAAGCAAGUGAAAAGAAGCAAGAGGUGAUGUUUCUACUUAAGGUGUUCUUACAGUGCCCUUCAUUAUACAUGCAAUAUUUGCAUGAAAAUGAAAACCAGAAUGAUAACACAGAACAUAGAGGUAUGAAAGACACAAUAUACCCUAAAAGACAAUGCCUAAACUUGAAGAAAUUGGAACUUCCACUUAGUAGUUCCACUUACUGUAACCCAAGCAAUAAAGUAAAACCACAGUAUUACAAAAAAGAGAAAAUGAUAUGUAUGAAACAUAGAAAGGAUAAACCAGGCUCAGUUGCAAUAAAAGCAUGUGACCCCAUCCCUUUACCUCACCUCAAAUUGGAUAGAGAAAAAAUUGAUGUGCUUAUCUCACGUAAUGUAAAGCAAGAGAAAGAUAAAUCAAGCCAAGAGAAAAAUGGCAUAAAAGGAAUGAAGAUGAAGGGAAAAAUAGACUCUAAUAUUACCUUAAAGAUAGAGGAAUCAUCAUUGCCUUAUCUAUCCCAUGGAAAGAUAUUAACUUUACUGUAUGAUACUACAAAACAACAAGGCAGGGUACAAGAAGAACUAAGUAAAUCAGACAUGAAACCAACAAAAUCUUUUAUUUCAUUACCUUCUAUAUCGCAUACUAGUUUAAAUUCAAGAUUAAAAGUAAGAAACGAUAAGUCAAGACCACUAAAGAGCUGCCUUCCACCACUAAAUCCUCUACUAUCACUGAAAGGCAGAAAAGUACCAUUUUCAGGGGCAUUUAAUAGAGAAAAUUUAGGCAAUUUAAUAGAAUUAAAAUGUGUUCCACAAAGGAAAGAAUACAGGAAUAAUAUACUAGAUUUGAAAGAUAUAAUAGGCCUCAUACAUAUCACUCAAAAGAGGAAGAGAUCAUCUUUUAAAUACAUGUUACAUGGAAAGGAGCCAUGGUGGAACAAUAAAGUACAAAAAAAUAUUCACGGCAACAAAACUAAUCUAAAUGUAGUUCAGAAUAAACCUCGGGAUUCAGUUCCUUCCUUACCUUAUCAGGAAUGGGAUCCUAAAAUAAUGGAGGCAUACUUACAAGGAAUAACCAAGUUCUGCCUUAGAUCUCCAGCAAUGUUAGAAUUCUCACAUACAAUAGGAAUGUACCGGGAAGCAACUGAUGGUAUUUUAAGCAGUAUUGGAAAAGCAAAACAUAUACCACUGAAAGACAGAUUGCAGAUAGCUUCCAAGGAAGUGAUGCAUUCCAGAAGACUCUCUUUGAGACAGAAACAGUCUUCAGCAUCACAGGAGUUACUAUUUAAUGUUGAAGAAAAGGUAAAAAAGAUACAGGAAGAUAAACAAAUUAAAAAUUGGAACAAACCUUCCAUAUAUUCUCCUUCUUACUCUGAAAUGGACAAAAGAAUAAAUGGAGAAGAAACUAUGCAAAUAAGAACCCAAUCUUUUAGUCAUCACUCAAAGCUCCAAGAACCAUCAGGUAUAGGAGAAAUAAUUUAUAAAAAGUCUACCUUUGAACCUGUCUUGAACAGUGUAAAACAUUCCAUACAAUAUGCAGUCCAGAAAAAAGAGGAGAGUACAAAAACAGAAAAAUACAUACAUGUGAAAGAAAACUCAAAACGAGUGAAAUUCUGUCAAGGUAAUAAAGAUAAAAAGAACUUGGAUAUGGAGGAGAUGGAGCAGGGAGAAGGAGGCAGAGAUGGUCAAGGGCAAGAGAAAAGAUAUCCAGACGAUGGAGAGAAAAAUAAAUGGAACCAUAAAUCUGACACUCAAGGGAACAUGAAGCACAACAGUAUAGAGCCAAGGAAAGCAGACCAAGAAGGGAAAAGCAAAGAGAAAGUAGCUCCUGAAUAUCUUCCUUCAAAGUCUUCCCAUGAAUUAGAUAUCCGAAUAGAAAGAGAAGAAGGCACUCAAGAAAUCAUACAAUUAGUACAUUCACAAAAACAACAAAUCGAGAAGUUGCUUGAAACAGGAAAGUUUGGACUUACAAAGUCAACUGAGGAUGAUGAUAAGUCAAAUGUAAAAACAGGGAAACAGUGUGAGUCACAGACAUGGAUGGGUAGAAAAAAAAUUAGGGAUACAAAAGAUGUAAUGCAUCCCAAAGACACAGGUUCCAACAAAAAUCAGUUACCACUUUCACAUGUAUGCAGUAUCACUGAGCAUUAUGGCCCAAACACAACAGAUGAACAGACAAAUGUACAUGAAAACUUGAGACAUGUACAGGAAAGAAAACGCAAACUAGGUGAAAGUUUUACCACUGCAUCUUUACUUUACAGUAACCUAGACACAAAAAUGAAAGCCAAGGAAGCAACAUGGAUAGAAACAGAAUCCUUCUCUCCAUACUCACAGAGUGUGGAAUCUUCAGAUGUAGAAAAAUUAAAUUGUGCAUCAUUUUCUUUUAAUUAUAUCAUAAGUGAUUCCAAAAAAUCUAGAUGCAUGUUAUAUAAAGAAGAUGGAGUGAAUACAUUUGAGAGAAUCAUAAAAAAUUCCAAAGCCAAACAUGUGAACAUAAAGAAAUCAUCCCCUUCAUGUGUACCCAAAAUAAAGAGAUUUAAAGGGAAUCUUGAAGAUCAAAGUAAAAUGAAGCAAGAAGGCAGUAAGGAAAAAGUGAUGCUUCAGAGAGAAACCUAUCCUGUCAUCAUAUCUUCAGAUAUCUCUAAAUUAGGCAUAACAAAGGAAGUUGAAACAGAAAUAAUGCAAAGGCAUGUUCUACAAAAAACAUUGCCUAUAGGGCAAGUAGGAUCAACAAAGGCCAUUGAUAACCAUUCAAAAAAAAGAAAACUACAUCCAACAUGGGAAGAAGAGGAAGUACAAACCUCAGCCAUUGAUAGUUUGACACACUCCAGUGCCUCAAUUUUCAAGACAAAGAUAUUUGUAUCUCCUCAUAUGUCCAGUGUCAGUGAAUACAGUGCCCUGAGCAAGAAAAAGACUCAUAGGUGGAGUCAUCAUGAAAAAACAAGGCAUAAACAGAAAAGGGCAAGACACCAUAAUGUGAUUGCAACAAAAAGUGUUUCUGCACCAUUGCCUUUAGGGCAAGUAGCAUCCACAAAGCAAAUUGCUAAAUGUGCAAAAAAGAGAAAACAGUAUCCAGUGCAAGAAGACGCAGAAACCUCAGCCAUAGAUGGUUCGACAUACUCCAGUGACAUAGUUUCAAAAGCAAAGAUAUCUAGACCUUCUCAUGUAUUUAGUGUCAAUGAGCACAAUAUUUCAAGGAAGAGGAAGACUCCCCAGAGGAACAAUGAAGAAAAGAUAGGACAGAAACAGAAAAGGGCAAGACAGUCUAAAAUGUUUGCAACAAAGCACGAUACUUGUAUGCCUUCUAUAGCUCACAAUGGAUUGUCUCCUCUACAGGAUGAGUUUUUUAUGACAACAUGUACAGGGGAACUCAUACAUGCAGGUUCAAAUGAAGAUAUUAUGCUACCUAAUGUAAUUCAAGCUAACCAACAAGAGUUAUAUAAAGAGGCAAAGGGCAGUGUAACAGGUGGCAAAGAUAGAAUAACUUUGAGAGCAAGAAUAUCCAAACCUGCACAUUUGAAUGAUGGAAUGAUAACAACUUUUAAUAUUAAAGAGCAAAGAAAAGAUGUUGAGCAAGGCAAAAGUGAACAAAUGGUGGUUCUAAAGGAAGCUGCUUUCUUGCCUUCUCCAUCUUUCGUGAAGUCAGACAUUGGAGUGAGUAAAGAGAAAGAUAUACUAGGAGAAAUGAGAGACAAAAUGAUGCCCAAAUCAGUAGAUGAAAAGGUAAAGAAAUUACCACCAUCACAUACACUCACUAUCAAAGAGCUGCAGAGGAAAACCCAGGAAGAAAAACUUAUGGGUCUGACAAAUACAAUUAUAGAAUUGUCUGUAUCACAAUUGCAACUCAAGAAAUUUUUAGGUGCACAGAUGGCUGAUAGAGAAGUUUGCAGUGAGACAAAAUUACUGAAAGAACAUGUGCCACAGAAAGAAAACUUAGGUAAAGAAAAGCAUGUGCGGGUAAACUGUAUAGUGCAUCCUGAGAAUAUAUAUUUGACGACAAAAAAAUCGUCUACUUUAUCUAUGAAGAAUUUAAGUGCCCUUCAGUGGAAAACUAGAGAGCAAGGGGGGAAGGUGAAAGAAGAUGGAAGUGAGCUGAGUGUAACAUUAACUAAGAAAUUAACUAAGAUAGCCACUGCUAUGUCUUCCCAACCUAUCCUUACUGUGAAUACUGGAAUCGAGGAAGUGUGUGCGCCAAUGUUAACAGGAUCCUCUGCUUCCAUGGGACACUUACAGAAGUCAACUGAUUCUGAAGGAGGUAUUUACAUACAGUCAGUUACCAGAGAUACUUCAGUUAAUCUGCAAAAUGAAAAACAACAUAUGUCAGAAGAAAAAGAAACUGGAAUGCAAAUAACAAAAUGCAAGUACCAAGAAACAAAGGUGCAGAAACUUAAAGAUGAACAAUGCUUGGUUGUGACUAAAUCUCCUUCAUUACCAGAUCUGACUCAUUCCAAAUUGUAUGAGAAAAUAGAAUUCACAGAACGAAGAUGUAGAAAUGAUGCUUUGCAGAGAAUAUCAACUGAAGAAGAAACUGUACCUAAAGAGGCCAUUGUUGGUGAUACCGUGAAAGAUGUUAUAAAACAACAUACGUCUCAGAGAGACAAGUCAUAUAGAAAAGAGAUAAUAGAUAGGAGAGGCACAGAUGUAACUUUGAAAUCACGAAAAUCACCUCUGUCCCAGAAGCUCCACAGAACAGAACUGUAUAUACAUAUUAAAGCACCCAAACCAAAAAAACAUGAUGACAACAAAAGUGAGCCUCAAAAUUUAACAAAUAUGUAUACUCCUCAGCCUUCUCCAACCAAUGUUACCAUGUGUAAGUAUGUACAAGUAGAUGAAGAAAGACUAGAGAGUAAACCAUCUUCCCUACUCCCACAAAUGGUUCCAGCAUUAUCAGAUGCAGAAAAAAACAAAGAUGGCAUGUGUGGUCAUGUCAGAAAAGGAAAACAAUAUACAAAACAGGUAGAAAAAACAGUAGACUUGACAACUGAGGUGCAUUGCAAAGGGGCAAAGGUCUCACAAAAUUUACAUCUUCUUAAUUUAAAGGAACUUGACCUGAAUAUGAAGGUUCUGGAGGAAAAAGGAUACAAAGAUAAAAGUGAACUGGCUGUGGCCACAACACAGACUUUCAUGUCCAUACCAUCAACAGCUUCUAGAUGUUUACAGGAAAAAACACAGAAAGGCACAGCAGAAUGUACUGAAUUUUCUUUUUCACAAGAAAAUGUCCAGGAACCAGCAUAUGCUCAGGAAACAGCAACCAGAGAGCCUGCUGAGGCUGAUAGCAACUGUAUUGUUAAAGCAACAGAACAUGAUGUGCUACUGAAACAAGCUAAGCCACAGAAGUCAAAGUGCAUGACCACUGCCCAACAAAUAAGUAAACAUUCACAAGUAGAAUCAGAAUGUGAGUCAGCUUUCCCAAAUCAUAAAAUUAAUCUCAUAAGAUUAGGUACCAAUAAAAGGGAAAAAAUGUUAGACAUGUCCAUCACAGGGCAAAAGGUUCAGCCAGCAAAAUGUAAGAAAGAACUUUUAGCAAAAAUUGGAGAUUGGAAGAAGGAAAGUGAAAUCAAAGAUAAUUUAAGUAAUAAAGCAAGACCCAAGUUUUCAAUUAAUGCUACGAUAAGCAAAAUGCUAACUUUAGAAAAUAUAUUACUUGACAAACUAAGCAUUGUACAUUUGAGUAAGUCUCAAGAUAAGAAAGAACAAAAUGUGAUCAUGAAAGAGCAAAUAAAGCCAAAAUCCUUUCCCUUUCUUAAUGUUCUAGUUAACAGCAGAGAUCAGAGGACACCUUUACAAACAGAUGUGGACAAGAAACCUGUAGUCAAUAUCAGUUCACAAAUAGAGUCAGGGGUACACAUGAGUAAUACAGAAAGAUGACAAAAGAGAAGCUUUUUCAAUCUGAAAAAGCAUAACUUUCAAGGACUAAAAUUGCUUCAAACAAACAUUCUUGAUUCAUUGUAUGCCUAUAUUCCUAUUUAUCCUAAAAGUCAGGAAAGUGGAUUCAUAGUAACAAACCUGAAACCCAAACAAUCAACUAUGAGAAUCCCAGAGCACCCCAUUACAAAGAUACUUAGUAUCAUAGGAUGUGGUAGUUCAACCAGUGAGAACAAAUUAGAACAUGGCUUCAACAAACCAAAAACCAUGGCUCCAAGUAGUAAAGAUGUCUCCCCAGAAGUCAUUAUCAGAAGUAUUUGUGUUUCCACGAUGAGCCCACCGCACAAUGAAGGAACAGUUAAAUCAAAAACAAACCCAAGUAGGGAAAAUGGAAUCUGUCAUUCUAAAUUCCAAGAGAAGUUACCAGAUGCUAGAAAAACUAAAGACAUCAUAACAUAUAGAAACUCAUUUGAGAAGAAGGAAGCUGCUUCAGUAACUGUGCCCACAACACUUCAAGAUGAAAACAAUGAAAACACAUCACUUGCAGAAAAUUUGUUUCCCAUUUAUAAAUCACUUAAAUGUAUUUUUGAAGAUCCUGUUGAAAAUAAAAUCCCAAACCAAGUUCUUUCUGAAAUACUGGAGCAAGUAAGAAGCUACAAGUCUGAUGAUGCAAAGGUAUCGCCUUUGCUGCAGAGUCCAAAUGCAUCAUCAAAAAUACAUGCCACAUUGCUACACACGCCUCUUUUAAAACAGCUAACUCCAGAAUUAAAAAAUAAGCUUUCUAUGCAUUUAAUUUCUAAAGCACUUGAGAUAAAACUUGAUCAGAAACCAGAGAUAGUGAACACAUCCUUACAGAACUAUAACUCUCACCCCCAAAGGGCUAUUUUGGAAGAUUCCAAUUGCAGGCUAAAGAAAAAAAAAAUGGAUUUUAGUUCUCGAAAAGUUGAUACUAUACAUACUAAAUUAAAAAACCAUUACCAAAGAGAUUUUCCUCUUCUCAACUUGAUGAAGACAUCAACAACUAAUGUUUCAAGUAGCAGCAAGAUGGUCAUGACAGAACCAAGGGGCAUCAAAAAGCAAGAAACCAUAACUUCAUUAGCAACUUUGAAUAAUCUCCUGUUGAAUCACAUUCUUCACAAGUUGUCAGAGAAAGAAAAGGAUGGCCUUUUUGUGCACCUUUGUACAAAAAGACUGGAGAUACAAACAAUGGGCCUUCCCAGAAUUGCAGAACAAUCUUAUUCAAGGGCCUAUGCCCAGGAAAAAUCAAAACCCAUAUUUAAGUGUAUCCAUUCUGCCCCACAAGGACCAAAACGAACAAACAGAGUUUUAGUACUCUUUGAUGAAAAAUCUUUCUCUGACAUUGACUGUGAUUUGCAAUACAAAUACCUCCACUCACUCCCUAAACCUUCUUUCACUGUGGUCUCUAAGCCAAAUGCACUUACCAAACACACUUCCAAGUUAAGCUCUGAUUCCAGCUCAAUAUAUAUAAAAGUUGAAGCUAGUAAGGAAAGUACAAUUCUUUCCUUUGACAAAGAACUUGUUUCUCUCCCAAAGAAAAAUACACAAGAAAGCUCAUUACACUCCAGAAAAUUCCAGGAGCCUACUAAUGUACAUGCCUUUUACUCUGAUCUACAAGGUACAGAACAGAAUGAUAGAAUUCUUUCGGAUUUAAAUGUACAGAUAACACCAGGAAAUGAUAAGCAAAGUUAUAUAUGGUUACACGAAACCAAUUCAUACAAACAUUCUGUUUCAGGAACUCAGCAAAAUGCUGCAGACUUAGCUGAUUCACAUUCAUUUUCGGAUGACUGGACUGAUGUCCCUCUAGACACUGAGACUUCAACUGAAAUGGAAUGUCCAGCUCCUGAAAAAACUGGCAGCGAGGAUUGUGUGUUUUUAGAGAGUAAUUUCUGUUUAUCUCACGAUGUUGCAUUUGAGGAACCCAAAGACAUAUUGGAAUAUAUCCACAAGGCCAAUAGGAGGAAAUGUAGAUUAAACUCCAAAAUGCAGCCUUCUGACUCAUGGUCUCACAGUUCAUCCAAUAGUAUUGAAAUUGAGUCUACAUCAUCUUCCAAAAUGUUCAAUGAAGAGAAGCAUUGGACUAUGACCAGGUGGAGCAGAACAAACUACUCUUUAACCUCUUCAACAACAGAAUCAAAAAAUAAAUUGAAUCUCAGAAAAAAACAUGACAAGUCUCACAUGUAUCCACAACCCAAAGAAAGAAGGGAGGUUAAAUCUUAUUUAUGGAGAAAGUCCAAUGUCUACUGGGAUUCAGAUUGCAGUCACUCACGUGAAGAGGAGAAACGAUCAUGGAAGAAGAGACUAUAUCAUAAAUCAAAAGAGCCAAACCCACAAGAGCCAAAUGCUCAUUGGCAGAAUAUCAAAUUCUAUUCAGAAAGAAGGGAAAACCAGCUUUUUUAUGCCUGUGUACCAGCAGAUUCAAUGGAUAUUAUCCCCCAAACCAUUCGCUGGGUUAUUCCCCAAAAAAUCUUACAGAGGAGAAAGUUCAAAAUUCCUCAAGUGGCAAAGAUUUCAAAUUCUUGGAAUUUAUGGAAUUCAUCCAAAAAGGUUUUGGGAUCACUUGCAGCCUUUAGUAAAAUCUGAUAUGGUUGA